Molecule: messenger RNA, 498 nt
Organism: Physcomitrium patens
Lineage: Eukaryota; Viridiplantae; Streptophyta; Bryopsida; Funariales; Funariaceae
Source: RefSeq, a predicted model, not a curated record
AUGGAGGGUUGCUCAGCACGAUUCCUCAGUGACUCAAAUAGACACCAACAUUUAGUCGAUAAGCAUCACUUUCCUCGCUCCUUCCGGUUCCACGUCAAGAAACAUGCCUCCCAAAAACAACGACAACGGCAGAAAGCUCACCAACCCAGCAACUCUGGGAGUACACCGAAACAGUCAAAGAAGAAUCAGAGGGCCAAGGCAGCAUCAGAAUCAGCUCCCGAUGUGCAUACAGACCGUAAAGACUACGAGUCAACCACACCUUCGGAGACCCAGAACCAGGACACACCUAUGGACGUGGAUGAAUUAGUCACCGCAGUAUCCAGACUGAGCACCGUCUCCCAAGAUGAAACACCCUCGGUGUUGAGAUUUGGCCAUAGACGAGGCCGUGGGGUGCCAUUUGGACAGAAAUCUCGAGGCUCGGGGCGAGGGAGAGGAAGAGGAAGAUCGGGGCGUGACCAAGAGGAUGACUCACCCCCACUGCAAAGCAUCUCAACCUGA